Molecule: messenger RNA, 5275 nt
Organism: Myodes glareolus (Bank vole)
Lineage: Eukaryota; Metazoa; Chordata; Mammalia; Rodentia; Cricetidae
Source: RefSeq, a predicted model, not a curated record
CAGGACACUGCUGUUCCUGGAGGUGCCUGACAGAAAGCAAACUGCUUCCUUGAGCCCAAGUCAUUUGGCCAGCUCAGCCCCCUGGAACUUCCUGGAACCCCCAGGUGUGGUUCUUCAGUGGAGCAGCCAUGGGGUCUGAGGACCACAGCGCCCAGAACCCCAGCUGCAAAAUCAUGACCUUCCGCCCCACCAUGGACGAGUUCAGGGACUUCAACAGAUACGUGGCCUACAUUGAGUCGCAAGGUGCCCACCGUGCAGGCCUGGCCAAGAUUAUCCCACCCAAGGAGUGGAAGCCACGGCAGACGUAUGACGACAUUGAUGAUGUGGUCAUCCCAGCACCCAUACAGCAGGUGGUGACGGGGCAGUCGGGGCUUUUCACACAGUACAACAUCCAGAAGAAGGCCAUGACCGUGGGCGAAUACCGCCGCCUGGCCAACAGUGAAAAGUACUGCACCCCGCGCCAUCAAGACUUUGAUGACCUGGAACGAAAGUACUGGAAGAACCUGACCUUCGUCUCGCCCAUCUAUGGGGCUGACAUUAGUGGCUCCCUAUAUGAUGACGAUGUGGCCCAGUGGAACAUUGGUAACCUGAGGACCAUCUUGGAUAUGGUAGAACGUGAGUGUGGCACCAUCAUUGAGGGCGUGAACACACCCUACCUGUACUUUGGCAUGUGGAAGACCACUUUUGCCUGGCACACAGAGGACAUGGACCUCUACAGCAUCAACUACCUGCACUUCGGCGAGCCCAAGUCCUGGUACGCCAUUCCACCGGAGCACGGCAAGCGCCUGGAGCGCCUGGCCAUAGGCUUCUUCCCUGGGAGCUCACAGGGCUGCGAUGCCUUCCUGAGGCACAAGAUGACACUUAUCUCUCCCAUCAUCCUGAAGAAGUAUGGCAUCCCCUUCAGCCGGAUCACACAGGAAGCCGGGGAGUUCAUGAUCACUUUCCCCUAUGGCUACCAUGCGGGCUUCAACCACGGCUUCAACUGCGCUGAGUCCACCAACUUUGCCACGCUACGCUGGAUUGACUAUGGCAAAGUGGCCACACAGUGCACAUGUCGCAAGGACAUGGUCAAGAUCUCCAUGGACGUGUUUGUACGCAUCCUGCAGCCUGAACGCUAUGAGCAGUGGAAGCAGGGCCGUGACCUCACGGUGCUGGACCAUACUCGGCCCACAGCCCUUAGCAGCCCUGAGCUUAGCUCCUGGAGUGCCUCGCGUGCCUCACUGAAGGCCAAGCUCUUGCGCAGACAAAUUAGUGUGAAGGAGAGCAGACCCUGGAGAAAGGCUGAGGAGGAGAGGAGGCCGAGUCUAGAGAGGAGGCGGGAGCCGACCAGGAGGCCAGGGCCAGCGUCACACCGGAGACGGAGCCAGCCCAAGAAGUCCAAGCCUGAAGACUCCAAGUCUCCUGGUCUGGAUGAGCCUGGGGGCUGUUCUCGGGAGGAGGCUGCUCCUGAGGAUGAGGAUGAGGAAGAGGAACUGUUGCCCUCACAGGGCCCAGAGGCUGAGGGCCUGGAAGAGGAUGGCAGAGGCAAACCCCGACCAACCAAGGCCCGGAGCAAGAAGAAGACCCCCAACCCCCUGUCACCCCUGUUGCCACCUGCCCCACCAGCCCUAUUACCCACUGAGGAGGUCCUGAGACCACAGCCCCCACCCAAGUCUCCGGUGCCGGCCAUGGGCCCCAUGGCCACAGAGGGGGGCCCUCCACCAGCAACCCUCAAUGUGGUGCCUCCUGGGGCACCAGGUGAGGAGGCAGAGGUGCGGCCGCGGCCCAUCAUCCCAAUGCUAUAUGUGCUUCCGCGUACCAACACCGCUGAUGGGGACAGGGAGCGCACUGCCCACCCGCAGUUGGCACCCAUGGAGCUGGGACCGGAAGACGAAAACCAGGCCCAAGCUGGCGAUGCACAGGCACCAUCCUCGUUCUCUAAGCUGAAGGUAGAAAUCAAAAAAAGCCGGCGUCACCCCUUGGGUCGUCCACCUACACGGUCUCCACUGUCUGUGGUUAAACAGGAGGCUUCGAGUGAUGAAGAAGCCUUCCCAUUCUCAGGGGAGGACGAUGUCAGUGACCCCGAGGCCUUGAAGUCCCUGCUUUCGCUGCAGUGGAAGAACAAGGCAGCCAGCUUCCAAGCUGAGAGGAAGUUCAAUGCGGCAGCUGCCCUCAACGAGCCCUACUGCGCCAUCUGUACCCUCUUCUACCCCUACAGCCAGUCAGUACAGACAGAGCGAGAGGUCCCAGCCGCUCCAGGGGACAGUGCUGUCCAGCCACCCUCCAAAAGUGGCCAGAGGACACGGCCACUGAUCCCUGAGAUGUGCUUCACUUCAAGUGGGGAGAACACGGAGCCGCUGCCUGCUAACUCCUACGUCGGUGAGGAUGGUACCAGCCCACUCAUUUCCUGUGCCCACUGCUGCCUGCAGGUCCACGCCAGUUGCUACGGUGUCCGGCCUGAGCUGGCCAAGGAGGGCUGGACAUGCUCCCGGUGUGCGGCCCAUGCCUGGACUGCGGAAUGCUGUUUGUGCAACCUCCGGGGGGGAGCACUGCAGACGACCACAGAGCACAGGUGGAUUCACGUGAUCUGCGCCAUUGCAGUCCCCGAGGUACGGUUCCUGAAUGUGAUUGAGCGCAACCCCGUGGAUGUCAGUGCCAUCCCUGAACAGCGGUGGAAACUGAAAUGUGUGUACUGCCGCAAGCGCAUGAAGAGGGUGUCUGGUGCCUGCAUCCAGUGCUCCUAUGAGCACUGCUCCACGUCCUUCCAUGUGACCUGCGCACAUGCCGCUGGUGUCCUCAUGGAGCCUGAUGACUGGCCCUACGUGGUGUCCAUCACCUGCCUCAAGCACAGAGCAGGCGGCGCUGGGGGCCAGCUCCUGCGCGCUGUGUCCCUGGGCCAGGUCGUCAUCACCAAGAACCGCAAUGGGCUAUAUUAUCGCUGCCGUGUCAUUGGCACCACCGCACAGACCUUCUACGAGGUCAACUUUGAUGAUGGCUCCUACAGCGACAACCUGUACCCAGAAAGCAUCACGAGCAGAGACUGCUUGCGGCUAGGACCACCUCCGGAGGGCGAGCUGGUGGAGCUGCGGUGGACAGAUGGCAACCUGUAUAGAGCCAGGUUCAUCUCCGCGGCUACCAGCCUCAUCUACCAGGUGGAAUUUGAGGACGGGUCUCAGCUAACGGUGAAACGUGGGGACAUCUUCACCCUGGAAGAGGAGCUGCCCAAGAGGGUACGGUCCCGGCUGUCGCUGAGCACCGGCACUCCACAGGAGCCCGGCUUCUCUGCAGAGGAUGUGAAGGCUGCCAAGCGUCCACGGGUGGCUACUACGGUAACCACCACAACCCAGGACACAAGGCACAGCCCAGAAUACCUGGCCUUCGUGGAGAGCCUGCUGCAAGCGCAGGGCCGACCUGGGGCACCCUUCUAAAUGCUGCCCACUCCUGUUCCCACUGCGGGACCUACCUGGGCAACAGAACCAGCAGGAUCCAACAUGGCCGGACUCAGGGAGAGGGGCCAGUGUCCCUGGACUGCAGCGAUUCCGUGGGACCCAUCCUGGCUGUGCUUUUCUCCUAAAGGUGCUACGGGGCAUCCCAGAGCCUCCUGUGACAGACGCCAGCCGAGGACACUGGGGCACAGUCCCAACCUGUUUUCUAGAUUCGUGGCUUUAAACACGGACAGCGACCUACUCUUUUCCUUAGAACCAAGACAUGAGGAGAUUCGUCCUUGUUCGCCGCUUGUGGAGGUCAUUUCUCUCCUCAGCAGCUGGAGAGGAGGCACUCGGACAGCCAGUGCACGGUGGCCUGUGUGGUGGCUGCUGGUAGUGUCUUCUGCUUCCUGCUGGGGAGGCAGGCCCUGCAGGCGCCGAGUCCCUUCCCUGUCCUGUCCCCCGCCCCAUGCAGAGUCUGUCUCUGAGGCCUGGCAUGGCAGCUGCCCCAUGGGUGAGCCAGGCUGCCAAGGUGUUUGAGUCCCACAGCUGUGGCCUGAGGUCCCAUGAGCCUUCCCCCAUGAAAGAGCCUCUUUGUGGCUGAAGGCAGGAGAGCAGGUGCCGCCUUCCCUUGUGGCAUGGGUUGAGUGACUACUCAGGCCUGCUCUUCACUAGUGGCCACUGCCUGUGGGUUGGCUCUGUCUCUUUAGAAGCCACUGCCACCCUAGCGCCUCCGUCAGUCCCCAGCAUGGCCAGCCAGCUCGUCUGUAAAUGAUAAAGGACUGCAUAGACAGGCCCUGGGGACCUGCUGGGGACCUGGAGGGACUGGGCCUCUGCUGAGUGCCCAGUGACCACCGUGUCCACAUGUACUUUGAAAUUCUAUUUAUAUUGUAAAGAGAAUUAAAAGGGCCCAGCCUUGGGCCUAAAGGAAUCGGCUGGGCCACAGGGGCCUCAGGCUGUGACUCUCAUGGGCUCUGCAGAGGCUGCAGGUGGCCCGCACAUGCGUCUCACAGAGAGGCCUGGGUUUUACAAUGUGCAAAACAGAAACAAAACCUCGCUCCUCCCUUACUUUUCUCCCCACCCCAGAUGAAGGAUGCCAUAUUUUUGCCUCAGUCCCCAGCCUCUGGCUCAGGAUCAAUUAAAAGCCUCAAGCACUUCCUAUUCCUGUCUGGCCAUGGCUAUGUUCUCAUUUCUGGCCAGGGCCAGAUGGGCUCAGGACAGAGGUUUCCUUGACAGGAUGAUGGGCACAGCAUGUUCUGGUUUGGAUGUAGGGGCUGCCAGGAGGUGGAACACCCUCCGCAAGACUCCACCUUGCUCCAGUGGCACAGUGCUGAGGCAGUGUGUCCCUGCAGGGUAUGGGGCUCUCCGACUCGCUCAUUUUCAGCAGCUUCCAUUUGCUUCCAAUGCUAGCAGGGACCACAGAUGAGCAGUGGUGUUGCGGCCGAGCACAUCCUGGCCUGCUGGAGCAGAGGGAACACAGCAAACGGCACGGAGGGAGGAUUGGGGGGGCCUCUGGUGGGCUGCAAGGGACACUUGGGUUUGGCCCAAGGGAGGAGGAGCCAACAGUGUACUCACAGAGGGAUCUCAGCAGCAGGCAGCCAGGUGGGGCAGAUGACCCUGAUUUUCCAUUCCUCUUUGAAACAUAGAAUAGACCUUGGAACAGGCAAAAAGCUCUGGAGGAAAGGGAAGGCAGCCCUGAUGGGGACAUGGCCAGGAUCCUGUGGGGGUAGGAUGUUGUGCCAAGAGGGGACAUCUAACUAGCUCUGACCCUGACUGGCAGAUCCUACUGAGCUCAGACAUGAGGCCUGCAGCCCUGGGCCAAAUCUAGCCCUAGACCUGUUUUUUGUCAAUAAAGUUUUAUUUGCACAUGG